Messenger RNA from Acanthochromis polyacanthus (spiny chromis), 1519 nucleotides. It is a transcript of the gene calhm1b, whose product is annotated as calcium homeostasis modulator protein 1. The transcript has 2 exons. Bases 118 to 1173 code for a protein of 351 amino acids. Lineage: Eukaryota; Metazoa; Chordata; Actinopteri; Pomacentridae. The record is from RefSeq and is a predicted model, not a curated record. Gene Ontology annotation, molecular function: monoatomic cation channel activity.
AAAAAUCAGCACAGUCUUUCCUUUUCUACCAUUUUUUGAUUGAUUUACUUGUAACAUCCUACUGUUCUGUUUCCCAGAUUUGACUUUACCUGAACUAAAGAUCCACAACAUUUCAAGAUGGAUAAGUUUCGUAUGAUGUUCCAGUUCCUCCAGUCCAACCAGGAGUCUUUUAUGAAUGGGAUCUGUGGUAUCAUGGCACUGGCUAGUGCCCAGAUGUACUCUGCCUUUGAGUUCAACUGCCCCUGUAUGCCAGAGUACAACUACACCUACGGGAUCGGACUGCUUAUUAUUCCUCCUAUUUGGUUCUUUCUGUUAGGUUUUGUAUUGAACAACAACGUGUCGGUGCUUGCUGAGGAGUGGAGAAGACCCACAGGGAGACGAACGAAGGAUCCAACAAUCCUGCGCUACAUGUUUUGUUCAAUCACACAGAGAUCCUUGAUAGCACCUGCAGUGUGGGUGUCUGUCACACUCAUGGAUGGGAAGAGCUUCCUGUGUGCCUUCAGCGUCAACUUGGAUAUUGACAGGUUUGGGAAUGCCAGUCUUGUUCAGGGGAUGUCCGAGUCAGAGAGGAUAAAACUGCUGGCGAGGAUUCCAUGCAAGGACCUGUUUCAGCACCAGGAAAUAAGAGCGGCAGCAUCACGAUACAUCAAGUGCAUAUCACAGGCAUGUGGUUGGAUGUUUUUGCUCAUGAUGACCUUCACCGCCUUUCUGAUCCGAGCCAUUCGACCAUGCUUCACCCAGGCUGCCUUCCUCAAAACCAAGUACUGGUCUCAUUACAUCGACAUCGAGCGCAAGAUGUUUGAUGAGACCUGCAAGGAGCAUGCUAAGAGCUUUGCCAAAGUUUGCAUCCACCAGUACUUCGAGAACAUCAGUGGAGAGAUGCGAAGCUUCCAUUUCCGCCGCUCCAGCAGGGACGGGAGCGACGAUGACAGCGAAGACAAGAAAAGCGAUGAAGAAAAGCUCCUCGGUAUCAGGGCCCAGGACGAUAUGAACAAAGUUUUGUGGAACUGGCACACCUGUAAGCCGGCUCUGGCCCUGAGAAAGGACGAAAUAGAUGGUGAAAACAAUGGCAGGCUGAAUGGAAACAUCAACGGAGCAGUUAAUGGGUUUGCAAAGGGACACACCCAUGAAGUGGAGAAAAAGGAAUGGGCUGUGUAUUAUAGUAAGGUCUGACGAGUUCAAAGAGAAAAACAAAAAGCUCAGCUAUCAGGCAAUCACUGGGUUUAAGAGUUAAAGGAAUUGCUUUGUUCCAGAAACUAUUAUGUUAGAAUCUGUAACAGUUAUUUGAUUAAGUUAAAUCUAAACUUUCAUUUCAACAUGCAAAACAUUUCAUGAAUGCAUGUGAAGAGUGCAAUAUGUAGUUUUCACUGAUGAUAUCUUACCCCAGCUCAUAGCUACAGGUACUAAUAUUUUAACAUAAUCCCCGUGAAGUAGUAAAAAAAAAAAAACAGACUGUCAACAUAUUUCUGGUUCAAAUACAGUUCAGUGAACUCAGCAGAUGUCUGGUACUGGGUGUAGU